Molecule: messenger RNA, 4839 nt
Organism: Homarus americanus (American lobster)
Lineage: Eukaryota; Metazoa; Arthropoda; Malacostraca; Decapoda; Nephropidae
Product: small glutamine-rich tetratricopeptide repeat-containing protein alpha-like
Exons: 8
Coding region: 71-1198 (375 amino acids)
Biological process (GO): post-translational protein targeting to endoplasmic reticulum membrane
Cellular component (GO): TRC complex; membrane
Molecular function (GO): molecular adaptor activity; protein binding
Source: RefSeq, a predicted model, not a curated record
AAAAACAUUAUUGGAACUUGUGUUGGUAGAGGCAGUGAGGGCGACCUGUGACCAUCAAUAACACACCAUCAUGGAGAAGGAAGUUGUAAACCGCCUCGUUUACUCGAUGAUACAGUUCCUGCAGUCACAGCUUGAAAGAGGUGCAGGAGGAGGCGGCCUUACAGAAGAGGGUGUUGAGAGUGUUGAGGUUGCUGUACAGUGCCUUGAAACUGCCUAUGGUGUGUCACUAUCACAGAGCGACCUAGCAGUGUCCAAGAGCCUUUAUCAGAUAUUUUCAGAUGCCACCAUAGGAGAGCCCAUCCCUGAGAGUGUCACACGCUCAGCCGCACAAAAAAUGGAAACGACACCAAAGGAAGCCACCCCAGAGGAGAAAGCCGAGGCAGAACAACUAAAAAAUGAAGGCAACCAACUCAUGAGGGAUGACAAGUUCACUGAAGCAUUAGAUUGUUAUACCAAAGCUAUUAGUAAGGACUGUUUGAAUGCUGUCUACUACUGCAAUAGAGCAGCUGCGCACAGUAAAUUGAACAACCACCGAGAAGCCAUUGAGGACUGCAGACGAGCAUUAGAGAUUGAACCACAGUACAGUAAAGCUUAUGGAAGAAUGGGAUUGGCAUAUUCAAGUCUAAAUGAUCAAUACCAAGCAAAGGACUGUUACAAGAAGGCAUUGGAGCUGGAACCAGACAAUGAGAGCUACAGAGGGAACCUGGCUAUUGCUGAAGAGAAAAUACAGUCAGAUCCUCAGCAGUCACGACCCAACUCGAUAGGAGGAUUUGGUACUGCAGGAGGUCUACCAUUUGGCUUGGGUAACCUUGCAGGAUUGGGUGGUCCUGGUGGCCCUGACCUCACCAGCAUGCUGAAUAAUCCCGCCCUUAUGAACAUGGCCACACAACUUAUGUCAGACCCCAAUAUGCAAAAUAUGAUGAGCAGCUUCAUGGGGAAUGUUGGAGGUAUGGGUGCAGGUGGUGUUAAUCCUCCCCCAGCUGUAGUACCUCCUCCACCUCCCCCAACAGCCCCUGCAGGUACAGGCACUGGCAUGGAGGCUCUCUUGACUGCUGGGCGACAACUAGCAGAGCAGAUGCAGACCCAGCACCCAGAAUUGGUUGAACAAAUCCGCCAGCAAAUGAAUCGUGGACCAAGCGGCAGUUCAGGAGACUCUCAGGGCAGUAGUAACCAAGACCCGCCGCCACCACAGAGUUAACUGUGCUAUAUAACUCAAGGAUAUAUAGGAUCUCUUAUCUAUUUGUUUUUAGGGGAAAAUUGCAGCCCAUCAAGUGAAGAUGUGUAUGUUGAAGAAUUUUUAUUAUUUUCUUUUGAAAUACAGUACAGUAUUGCAUUUCCCUUGAAGAGAUAGUUAAAGGAGUUUUGUUUUGAUGCUUUUAAGAGGUUAUGCAAGUUUAACAGUAUAAUAAUUGUGUAGACUUUGGCAUAUUUGUCUUAUCCUAAAUUAUAGUGAUGGCCGCAUUUCUAGCAAGAGGUUUAAGAUAUUUUGUGUUGGAAAUAAAAAAUUUUCAUAGAAGAUAAUUCAUUAAAAUAAGACUUUAGUGUUUUGUAAUUCUUUUUCAAGGUUUCAUUAAAUUUACAUGAAUAUCAUAUCUUAAAUUCUUAAUAAAUUGUAAAAAAAUAUCUUAUCUCUCAUUGUCAGAUAUUCCUGCAUAUAUAUUGACACCUGUCACAAUCUGAAUGCCUACUUAGAAGAUACAGUACAGUAUACAUAUAUUAAGGGAUGAAAUAAAUAAAAGUACAGUAAUACCCCGUUUAGCGCUCAGUAUACAUGCCUGGAUAAAGGAGAGCUAUCCAAAACAGCAUUCUAAGGCGGUCAUUAUACCAUUGUAUAUGUGAAAAUGUGUCCCUGAUGACGUUAUUUUUUACCCAUGAGAUAGAUACAGUAUUGUAUUUUAAGGGUACAGGUAUUAAUAAACACAGAUUAUUACAGUAACAUAUACAGGUAUUGUAUAUGCAAAACCAAAGACCCAAUAACUGCCAACUAUAUAUAGGGGGAAAGCCUAAAACUUUCGUUGAUACCCGGUACCCCCAGAGGUCUGACGAUCAGGAGAGGAGCAGCAGAGCUGAAUUUUGUCGUUUUCCGUUAUUUCCGACUUCUUGUGUUAUGCAAUCAUUCCUAAACGCCCCAGUGAUAGUUCCUCUUGUGGUGCUGUGCCCCUCUUUGGGGCUGCUUGAUGUGAUGUGAUAAAGUGUACUGUAAUAAGAGUGGUCUUGGACCAGCAAAGAUUGGUAGAGACUUGAACUUGCCACUUAGACCAUUUCUACCAUCCUCAACACAGGUAAAUAACAGUCUCAAUUUAUGCUUUACAUUGCUUAUUUAAGGCUUAGUAUGCUUGCUUUAUCUUCUUACUUGUCAGUGUGCACAACAAGAUAUAUCGAGGGUAGAUGGGAGUUUUUGGAGGGUGGCUGUUUAUUUAAACCCCUAAAUUUUUCAUAAUAUUAUGAAAUUAAUUGCUUCGAUAAUCGUUGAUUCAUUAACCAACAACUUUUUCCAGUCCUUAUAUAUGUCAGUUAUCAGCUUAUAUCUGUCUUUACUAAUUAUUGAAUAACAUAUACCCUAAACAAUAUUGUAUCAUGAAUGACAGUCAUUUGAUGAAUGAGCGUGAGGCGCAGUGUGUAGGUGGGAGGGAGGGAUGCAGGCGGAUGGAGGUGGAUAUCGUACGGUUCUGUUAUGGUUGAUGCUAAUUCAUCUCUGCAUCCGGAAAUUAUGAUUCAGGUGGCGAUGAGAGAGACUGGUAAGUGGUGAGGAAGUGAUGCGUCUGUCAGUUUCUUCAGUAACACUUUAUUUGCAGCAUUGCCAGAUGCUAUUGAACAGCUGAUAUCUGUCUACAAAAUUGUGUAUAAGUAUAAAUGGGCAACUUUGUAUCCCUUUAACAUUACGUUACAUAGCAUUUUAAAAUAUGGGGUGAGAAAGCAGAAAAGGGGAGUGAUAGGGAGGUGGAGUGGUAACAUGCACAGGGUGUUGGCAAGUGCUCCUCAGUGGCUGAUCUCCAUCCCUCCACCACACACAUUGUGCUUCAGUUAACCACGCACAUUUUUGUCAGACACUAAGACCUACACUUAAUAUAAUGACGUCGUGGUUGUCAUGGCUGAAGCUUUUAUCUUGUUUGCAUUCUUAAAUAAUGGUUCUAACAGUCGAUGUUGUCAAGUUGAAAGCAGCACCAACAUCCGUCUGAUGCUUACCAGCUUCUAAUCGCCUCAACAGUUGUAAUUUUAAUUCCAAGGAAAUACUUUUCCGUGGCACUUUAGAUGCACUAGCAGCAUUAAAACUUGCAGGCCGUUUUGCCAGACAUGAUGAGUAAAAAAUAGUCAAUAAUAUAAAAAAAAUCAGUGAGGCAACAAGAAUGUGUCCACAGUUUAAGCAAAUUUGUACUGUAGACUGUAAACAGAGUGCUUGGCGCUGUUUGGCCGAUUUGCAUAAAAACAAAGAAAGAUGCUCUUUGUAUUUUGUGAGUGUUUGGAGUUGUGACGUUUGACUACAGUAAGUCCACGAUAUAUGUGAAUUCACUUAAAUGUGAAGACCGUAUUCCUACCAGGAAUUCAAUUAAUGCGAGCAAAAUUCAGCCUUUUGCGGGAUGUCACACUCCUUGAUAUGGAUUCCAACCCUGAUGACUCUGCAGAUGUCACUCCAACACCAUCACUCACUAUGUAAACCACCUCCAUCAUCUCAUCUACCCAAGUUGAUGUAUCUGCUUUUAUUGUUACGUACACUGUACUGUACACUUGCUUUAUCUAUUAUUUCGAAUAUAAGAUUGUAUUGAUUUGUUUUAUGGUUUAUUUGUCUUGAAAAUAGGUCUGGAACAUUUUCAUUUUGGGUGAUGGAACGCAUCCUAUUUUUUCCCCUUUUAACUAAUCAUUCGAGAAAUUCGAUUUCGAUUUAUGCAAGGGUUUUCAGGACCGCAUCCCUCGCAUAUAUCGAGGACUUACUGUAAGUACUCUGUUUUCCCCCUAGAGCUCCAAGAUGCAAGCAAGAGUGCUGUAAUAAAACAGCACUAACUGGGGUAUUACUGUAUGCAGUACUGUACUACCUAUGUGCACUCAGAUAAUAUCCUCUUUCUGCACCACACUGUAUACAUAAACAAUGGAGAGAAAAACAAUAUUGCAGGUGAUAAUGAAGCUUGUUCAGUGAGUGUGUCGUGAAUGUGAGUCCCCAGUCCAUGUUGUUUCUAUGGUGAAAGAUUUGUUGUUGGAACUGUGAUGUUUACAUGCAGGAAUUAGGCAAGGUGAGCGAGCCUCCAGUUUUUAUCAGUUUGUGUUACUUGUUAAAUUAAAAUAUGUUUGCUAAUAUUUGUGCUCAUAUAUUCAGGAAGGACCUAAUAGAAGACUUAGUUAAUGACCACAUGUAAUAGUGCAAAUAUCUGAUGCAAGUGAGUGAAUAGAAAUGUAGAGAAUACACUGUUAACACACUGAGGCAUCUGUUGUACAGGACUGAGGUGUAUGAUAUACUGGAAUAACAUUAAAGUAAAAAAAAAAGCAAACCAACUCUCUCUAGCAGGGAUAAGUUUUUCAAUAAAUGUGUUGAAUAAUUAUUAUUGUAGAAAUAAUUAAAGAUUGCCGAGUAGGCAAUUUCCACCUUUUCUAAAAAUAGUAGUCUAUUGAAUCCACAGGAGUUUAUAUAGAUUAUCUUUGUUUCUUUUGUCAUAAAGGUGGAAGGUAUGUUGAAGUUGCAAUAUUCAGGUAGAUGAAAGAGUGAUGUAUUUGUAAAUAGUGAUGCCUAAGGAUAGUCAGCACCUUAGUGAGAUAUUUUCUUGAAAUGCUUACAUUAGUUCUUCACAAGUGACUCAUUCAUCAAUGUUAUAAACUGUAGUGAUUUUCUUUAAAUAAAUAACUAUUUAA